AUGAUCGGGGUUGAGGUCGUAGACGUGACCGGGGUUGAGGUACGUGAUGGUGUCACACUUCCUGAGGUCCCUGAUCCACUACUCAUAGCUGAAGUUGUUCUUGUAUACUUUCGCUUCGGACACUCGGCCGAGAGUGCUAAUUCAUCAGAUCUGAUAAUAUGUAUUUAUACAGCGGCUGUAUGUUGGGGAGUGGGAGAAGAGUGUAAGGUGGAAGGGAUACAAGUAGAGCCAUCACAGAAGUCUGAAGUUCGUGUCAAGAUGCUCUAUGCCAGUCUCUGUCACACUGACAUUGUCGUGUCCAAAGGAUACCCAAUUCCUCUUUUCCCUCGCGUUCUUGGACAUGAGGGCGUCGGUGUGGUAGAGAGCAUCGGAGAAGAAGUAAACACAGAGGAUUUCAAACAAGGAGACAUCGUGAAACCAACGUUUGUUUCAGAAUGUCAAGAAUGCGAGAAUUGCUUGUCAGGCAAGUCCAACCUGUGCCUGAAAUAUCCGUUUACCUUGACCGGUCUAAUGCUCGAUGGUACUUCAAGAAUGUCGACUGUCAAGGGACAAAAGAUGUUGUACCACAUAUUUUCUUACUCCACAUGGUCCGAGUACACGGUUGUUAAUGUCAAUUACCUUCUCAAGCUCCACAAUUGGGGUGCUCAUCGUACUACUACACUACCUCUGUCCCACGCUAGCUUCCUCUCAUGUGGAUUCUCUACCGGAUUUGGGGCUUCUUGGAAGGAAGCAAAGAUUGAAAGAGGGUCAACUGUUGCAGUUAUUGGUCUUGGUGCUAUUGGAUUAGGGGCAAUUGAGGGGGCUAGAAUGCAAGGUGCAUCUAGGAUAAUCGGUGUCGACAAAAAUGAGAUGAAAAGAGAAAAAGGAAUAGCUUUUGGAAUGACUGAUUUUAUAAACCCUGACAAUCACCAAUCUGAACAUGAUCAAGAUCAUGACAAAUCAGUUUCUAAGCUCAUCAAAGACUCUACAUAUGGAAUGGGUGUAGAUUAUUACUUUGAGUGCACUGGCGUUGCAUCUGUUCCCUUGGAGUCAAAAAUGGUAUAUCCACACACAAAAUGUAUACAUAUUAUUCAUGGUCGGUACAUAACAAACAAAAAAGUGUUUCUCGUGUUUAUUGGGUUGAGAUCGAGUCUUCAUACACAUAAAAAGUCUAGCCAACUUGGAUUCAACUCUAUCUACAUUCUAUUUAUUUUGUGUUGCAAUCUGCAGGGUAAAGGAACAACAAUUGUGCUAGGACCCUCAGGAGUAACACCCGUUCAGAUUGAUUAUCUCUCCCUGAUGAGUGGUAGAACCUUGAAAGGGUCCGUGUUUGGAGGUCUCAAAGCCAAAACCGACCUUCCCAUUCUCAUCAACAAAUGCAUGAAUAUGGAAAUGCAAUUGGAUGAACUCUUGACUCAUGAAGUUCCUCUCGUAGAUAUUAACCAAGCAUUUGAACUCUUAAAGCAGCCAAAUUGUGUGAAGGUUUUGAUCAAGAUUUGAUUCACAUUGUUUAUCCGUAUUUUAUUUGUUAGAAUAAAUGAGUUUCGUUGUUUUCCAUAUGAUGCCGGUUGAUGACGACAUCUUGCGAACUAUUUUCUACUUCAAAAUAAUUUGGAGUAAACUAGAAUAACUCCAUUUAUCCACUUCUGUUCGAUCUGUACACCAUACCUUAUUCCAGAACGUAAAGCAGAAUAAAUUUGAAUUGUAUA
Molecule: messenger RNA, 1688 nt
Organism: Rosa rugosa (rugosa rose)
Lineage: Eukaryota; Viridiplantae; Streptophyta; Magnoliopsida; Rosales; Rosaceae
Product: CYP enzymes assisting alcohol dehydrogenase-like
Exons: 7
Coding region: 1-1479 (492 amino acids)
Biological process (GO): formaldehyde catabolic process
Cellular component (GO): cytosol
Molecular function (GO): zinc ion binding; S-(hydroxymethyl)glutathione dehydrogenase [NAD(P)+] activity
Source: RefSeq, a predicted model, not a curated record